CACCGGCUUCGACGCCGCUGUCCAUAAGACGUGUUCACAACGAAGGAGGUUAGUUUGUGUGCCAAAUGAAGCCGUCCCUUAGCAAAGAAGGUGAAGUGAGCGAAGCGGCUGAAGAAGACUUUACCUUCUAAUAAAUGUUACCGUAAGGCGUAGCAACGUUUGGUAUACUUUCACUAGGAUAAAUAGCAAAUGUAAAAUGGGGGAAAGACAAGAGUCGGGCCCUUUAACCAACCGUAAGAGGAGAUCUACAGUUUCAGGAGGGAGAGUAAGUUUAAAAGGGAACAGUAAAUCGGGCGGAAACGGCACCAGCGAAAAUGGUCAUAGCCACGGCGGCAGCAAGAAGGCAAAUGACGAAAAGACAACACACAGCACCACCAGGAGUGGGAAAGAAAAGGGCAGAAGCGACGAGGGCUACGAACGGCUUGGCUGUCAUAAACUGCAAGAAUCCCUGCUUAGCUCAGCGAGUGGAUACAGUAAUUACAGAGGAAUCCUUAACUGGUGUGUUGUCAUGCUGGUACUGAGUAAUGCUCGACUUUUCCUGGAAAAUCUCAUAAAAUAUGGCAUAUUAGUGGAUCCAAUUCAAAUAGUGUCUCUUUUUUUAAAAGACCCUUAUAGCUGGCCUGCACCAUGUCUUGUAAUCGCGUCAAACAUAUUUUCAUUGUCUGCUUUGUAUAUAGAAAAGAGGCUUGCAGUGGGGUCUUUUUCAGAAAAAGUUGGAUUAAUGCUUCACACCAUGAAUCUCACUAUAAUCCUUUGUUUUCCUGUAGCUGUUGUGUGGUUUGUUUCAUCAAUGACUCCAGUUGGUGGUGUUUUUGCAUUAUCAAUCUACACAGUCCUUUUUCUCAAGCUGUACUCCUACAAAGAUGUGAAUAAAUGGUGCAGAGAAAUAAGACAAGCUAAAGCUCGUACAUUGUCUCGGUCACUGUCUUACCCAGUUGUUGAUAAGGCUAAUGGAGAGGUCCUUCAAACCCAAGUGACCUAUCCUGGAAACCUCACACUCAGAGAUUUAUAUUAUUUCAUUUUUGCUCCAACUCUUUGCUAUGAGUUGAACUUUCCAAGAUCUCCACGCAUACGAAAGCGCUUUUUACUUCGACGACUUUUCGAAAUGCUUUUCUUCAUGCAGUUAUUGAUUGGCUUAAUACAACAGUGGAUGGUUCCCACAAUUCAGAAUUCAAUGAAACCGUUUAAGGACAUGGAUUUCUCAAGAAUAAUUGAGCGUCUUCUGAAACUUGCAGUUCCUAAUCAUUUAAUCUGGCUGAUAUUUUUCUAUUGGUUUUUUCACUCCACUAUGAAUUUCGUAGCUGAACUCAUGCAGUUUGGAGAUCGUGAAUUCUACAGAGACUGGUGGAACUCUGAAACUGUAACCUAUUUCUGGCAGAAUUGGAAUAUUCCUGUCCACAAGUGGUGCAUUAGACAUUUUUACAAACCAAUCCUGAAGAAAGGAGUUAAUAAAUGGACGGCUCAGACGGCAGUCUUCUUUGCUUCAGCAUUUUUUCAUGAGUAUUUGGUCAGUAUCCCAUUGAAGAUGUUCCGACUAUGGGCAUUUAUGGGAAUGAUGGCUCAGAUUCCUCUUGCCUGGUUGGUGGGCAGAUUUCUAACGGGCAACUAUGGCAAUGCUGCAGUGUGGAUAUCCCUCAUCAUUGGUCAGCCCAUUGCAAUUCUAAUGUACUUUCAUGACUAUUAUGUUCUCAACUAUGAAGAAUCACAAGUUGCUGAGGUGGCUUAAGAUUGAAGUGGAUAACAGAAUGGAGAAUUCAUGAUCCUGGAGUCUGGAAUACAGCAUAUUAAAAGGGAAAAAAUAUACCUUGUGAACACUGAUACAAUAAUAUAAUGCUGUGUUGUUUUUUUUUUCUUCACAGGAAAAUAAGGGAAAGUUAUUUUUAGAAAAUUUAGAUAAAGGGUACGUUCUGAAGGGAACGAUCUAUCAAAUACUGAAUCCUGGGAAUGUGAUUUUUUGUUUAACUUUAAAAAUGUACUGACUUCUAAGUAGACAACAAUAUGAAUAAUAGGCUGCAUGAGUACACAGGAAAGUGUGCUAUAAUUGUACAUUUUCCAGUCAAAGUGGUUCAUGGAUCUCGAUUGAAGCUUUCCAACCAAAGCAAAACAUCCUCUUUCGCUGGUAAUCAAGUAUUUUUAGAUUCUGAUCAUUUAGCUUCAGUAUAGCAUGCAUCUUCUUGACUCCUGUAAAUUACCUCAUCUUCUUGAAUUAUAUAUAUAUAUAUAUAUAUAUAUAUAUAUAUAUAAUAUAAAAACAAAUAAACUGUAUAGGCAUUAAUAUCAAAAUGGUUAUAAAGAAAUUUGGACACAAUGAAUGUGAUAUAUUAGGAGAUUGUGACAUCCAAUGUUAAGGAACAUGGAAGGCACAGAUAUCCUUUGACCUGUUAAAUGAGAAUACAGAAGGUAGAAAAUGGUGUUUUAUACACUAAGUUAUUUGUGAUGGAAGACUGGAACGUAGUGAAUGCAAGAAAGUCAAUGCUGUUGUCGCUGGUGAACCAACCUGGCAUCGCAUAGCUGGGAAAUGUCGAAACCUGGAAGUAAAGGAUGUGUUCGGUGGUAAUCUGGAAAGUGCAAUUGCAAUAAGGAACAAAAUGAGAACUUGCUCUCUUUGCUUAUGUGUAGUAUUUGAUCUGUAAUAAAUUACAUUUUCUAAAAUGUAACGAGAAUAAAUAGAAAAAUUUAUAUACUGUAUUACUAAACAUCACAUCUGCCCAUGCAAGGUUUCAAAGCAACAAUUACUGUAUUUUGAGUUUCUCCACAUAUUAGUUAUUUGUGAAGCAUACUGCUUUGGUUGUUUAAUAUCCUAGUUGUUAAAUUUUUACUAUUUUGUGUAAAUUUUAAUGCCACUGUCUAUUUGUUUUUUAUUAGUGAUUAUUUUGUACAUUUUUGAUACUUGCACUUUUUCAGAAUUUCAGGUUUUUUUUUUUUAUUAUUUUGUGUGUCCUUCCAUGUACAGUACAGUAUGUGAGGAUGUGCGACACAUUUUGUCGUGUGAAUGCUCUGUUUGAGAAUUCUUUGUAUUGUAUAAACAAUUCAUUUGUGGAUGCAUCUUUGGAAACCUUUCUCUGCUUUUCUGUGUAUAGUAAAUGCAAAGGAUGGUUGAAUAAUUAGAAACAACGAUUUCACGCAUUUUGGAUGGUAAAGAGUGUAGAGUAUUACUCCCAGUGUUCGUUUCUUUUAGACAUUUGUUGUUUUCCUGUUCAGCGUAUCCGGGUUGCAUAUGUACAGUACUGUGUUACAGCCAGUGCUUAAAAAAAUGCCUACUAUACAUACAGUAUUUUGUGGUAUUUUUAUUAAAAACAUUUUACAUUGCAAUGUUUGAAUGGAAAGUUACCCUUAGGUGGUGCAGAAAAUUGUGAAAAUUAUAUUUGAUUCUAAAAAUCAUAAAA
Erpetoichthys calabaricus (reedfish) is the source of this 3386-nucleotide messenger RNA. It is a transcript of the gene dgat1a, whose product is annotated as diacylglycerol O-acyltransferase 1a. Gene Ontology annotation, molecular function: diacylglycerol O-acyltransferase activity. Lineage: Eukaryota; Metazoa; Chordata; Cladistia; Polypteriformes; Polypteridae. The coding region runs from base 197 to 1726 and encodes 509 amino acids. The transcript has 17 exons. The record is from RefSeq and is a predicted model, not a curated record. Gene Ontology annotation, biological process: triglyceride biosynthetic process. Gene Ontology annotation, cellular component: endoplasmic reticulum membrane.